Molecule: messenger RNA, 2941 nt
Organism: Anopheles maculipalpis
Lineage: Eukaryota; Metazoa; Arthropoda; Insecta; Diptera; Culicidae
Gene: anchor
Product: integral membrane protein GPR155
Exons: 7
Coding region: 1-2940 (979 amino acids)
Biological process (GO): intracellular signal transduction; transmembrane transport
Cellular component (GO): membrane
Source: RefSeq, a predicted model, not a curated record
AUGGAUCACCCACCACCGCACAGUAGCCUGCUGGCAACGAUGGCACAAGCAAUGCGACACCUUAAUGCCACACUCACGACAGCAAACAGCAACGGUAGUGGUGGUGCCCACCAGUACCACCCACCGAUCGCGACCAUCGUGGGGCUGCCGGCACUACACGAAACGGUGCCCUUUCGCAACGACACGAGCUUCAUUCACCCGCAGGACGACACCGAAGACGACGGUACGGAAACGAUCUCGAUGGACAAUCUCUAUCCAGCGCUUAUCCAGUGUUUUGCCAUCAUUAUCUGUGGAUACCUAGCGGGGCGAUUGAACAUCAUCAGCAACUUUGAAGCGAAGGGUCUCAACACUUUCGUCGGUACGUUUGCACUACCGUCCGUCAUUUUCCUGUCGCUAGCGGAACUAAACUGGAGCACGGUUAACUGGAACUUUCUGCUUUCGAUACUGAUCGCAAAGACGAUCGUGUUCUUAGCGGUGGCCAUUAUUUCGCUACUGGUAGCACGUCCCGUCAACUAUGGCCGGGCAGGGCUGUUGGCGAUCUUCUGCACCCAGAGCAAUGAUUUCGCGAUCGGAUAUCCAAUCGUAUCGGCGCUGUACUCGAAAAUUCAUCCCGAGUAUGCUUCGUACAUCUAUCUGCUUGCACCGAUCUCGCUGGCCAUCCUCAACCCGAUCGGGUACGUGUUAAUGGAAAUCUCCAAAAUUAAGGACAAAAAUGCAGAAAAUAAUGCAGCGGCAAAUGAAGAAGCAAAUCCACCACCACCACCACCCACUACUUGCCCCCAAUUAGCUGCGGAAAAUCGACGAAAAAUUCUAAAAGGCAAAGCGCUGGUAGUGAUCAAAACCGUCGAAUCUAUUUUCUUCAACCCGAUCCUCCUCAUGACGCUGUUGGGUGUGAUCGGUGGCCAAAUCUUUCCCAACGGGCUCCCAGUCUACCUUUCGAGUGUGUUACGCUCGCUGGGUAACUCGUUCUCGGCCACCGCACUGUUUCUGCUUGGGUUACGUAUGGUCGGCAAAGCAUCCACCCUGCAAGGACCGGGGCUAAUCCUGCCCGGCAUAUUGAUCCUCGUGAAGCUGCUCGUGUUUCCGCUUGUGACGCGCCAAACGGUGAACAUCAUGAACGCUGGAGCAAACUUUAGCGAAACGACCGAUCUGAGCACGUUCGGCUUUCUGUACGGUACGUUUCCUGCAGCACCGGGCGUGUUCGUGAUUGCUUCACAGUACAAUCGGGAUGUGGAUUUGAUUGCAAGCAGCAUGGUAGCAUCGACGUUCAUCAGUGCACCGUUAAUGUUCAUCUCGGCUAAAAUGAUCACCAUCACCAACCUUACGCCGGCGGACUAUCUGAACGAGCUGGACAAGUUUUCGUUCGACAUCAGCAUUGUCGCUAUCAUUGCGGGCGUUUGGACGCUGGCACUGUUUGCGCUGACGCGCAAAGUGAAGCGAAUGCCGCACCGUAUCACGUGCUGUUUGCUGGUGUCGCAGCUAAUCUGUAACGUUGGGGUCAUACUGUGGUCUACGCUGGAACAAAACAGCCGCUGGAAGAUGUAUUUGCAGUUUUACUUCUUCACGAUCGGUUGCUACAGUAGCCGACUGUGGACGGCUUUUCUUGCGAUCACGAUACUGUUCCUGCAGUGUCGGAGUCUCUGUUUUGUGCUUAAGCUGUGGCCAGUAUUUAUUGCUGCAGCUUGGGGUUUGCCGACGUGUAUCGUUUCACUUCUUCUCUUUCUGGACAGCAAAAACAUUCUCCCAACGGAAAAACGCAAUCCAAGCUUUCAGUACGGCAAUGCACAGGCCGCCAUUGCCGUGUUUUUGUUGGUAAUGUGCUUCAUAGUAACCGUGGGCUGUCUGAUACUGCAUCAACGGUUUAAGAAGCGGCACGAACGAUACCUUACCCUUUCGCGGGAAGUUUCAUCUCCGGACACCGACACUAGCCCAGUUACUACGAGCUCCGUGGUGAAUCUAUUGGCCGGUAAUGGUGGUGGAAAUUCUACAAUUCAUCAACGCAGACGCCACUCGGUUACGUCGAGUGAUGAUGAAAUCCUUCCAGCAGGGGCCAUAUCAUCUGCCCGAUGUAAUACUGCUGCAGCGGUAGGUAAUGGUGGAUGUGGCGAUGCCAAAGGUGCUGGAGCAGGUGGAUGUUGCAGUAGUUCAUCCACUACGAUACGUACCGUGGUGGACAUUGAGGAUCUUGCGAUCGGUGCCAGUAUUAACAAUGAUGUCAACGAACCCGGUUCGCCAACGAUUCAGCCGAGCGGUAUGUGUUCGGCACAGUUCAAUUGUCCGACAGCCGGUAAGCAGCAGUGCCAAUCGUUGAUCGAUCGCUACCGGGAACAAGCAAACGAUGGGCUGGAACCUCUCGAGUACGACAAGACGGGUGAUCAGCAACAGAUCCUGCGGCACAUGGUGCUACUAAUACUGCUGCUCUGCUCAAUGUUCGUUGGCCUUUCGCUAUCCGUCUGGACACUGAUCAUGGAGGGUAUGUCGGGCAUUUACGUGGAGCUAACGUUCCUGGACGCGUUCCUCAACUUCGGCCAGAGCAUUAUCGUGCUGGCAGUAUUUAUAACGGACACGGGCGAGUUGCUGCUGCCGAUGAUGAAGUUCUGGCGCAAGGUGUGGUACGGUGCCAACCUACUGCAGCUACCGAUCUGGAGCGAUCUCAGUACGGAAACGCGCCACAUUUGCGAUCAGUUUACGACACACCAUUUGGAGAUCUGUCGCAAGGCGAUAGCGAAGGAUAUACGCUGGCGCAUCAAAGUCUAUCGGCGGGUGUUCUACGGAAGCGCCUUUGUCGACUGGUUGCUGGAGGUCGGUCUGGCCAAGGAUCGUACCGAUGCAACACACUACGCCCGCCGGCUGAUUGAUGGACGUGUCCUGCGGCACAUCAACAAUGUGUACCACUUUCACGAUCGCAAUCUGCUCUACACGUUCUGUGAACGGCUGUAAA